UGUAGUAGCAAUUUGGUUAUUGUUGAUGAAUCGAAAGGCAAACGAACUGAAUAAAGUGACUCCUGUGCAUUUCCCUUGAAAGCAAAAUCUAAUUUAUCAUUUCGAUAAAUAAAUAAAGUGAGAAAAAAAUGGCCACAGUGUCAAAAGAAGAAAAUCAUAAUCUUCCAGUUAACAACAGUGAUAUUGGCGAUGCAUUUGGCUAUGGAAGCAGAAAUGCAGUGUCUCCUCUUCCAGGACCUCUUCGUACGGCUCCAACCGAGCGCUAUGCGACCCACUAUAAUAUGAGUCAUGCAAAACGUGGUGUUGCUCUAAUUUUUAACCAUGAAUUUUUUAAUGUCAGCCAUUUGAAACAACGCUGUGGAACGAAUGUUGACUGCGAAAAUGUCGUUAAUACACUGCGCAAUCUUGGCUUUGAAGUCAAUGAUUUCCACAAUUUGGCUCAUCGAGAUAUUGUCAAAAAUUUAGAAAGAGUCGCAGAAAUGGAUCAUUCAAAUCAUGAUUGCGUGCUCGUUGCGGUUCUCUCGCAUGGGGAAUUAGGUUUACUUUAUGCUCAUGACACGCCUUAUAAAGCCGAUUCAAUUUGGAUGCAUUUCACUGCUGACAAGUGUCCUUCGUUAGCUGGUAAGCCGAAAUUGUUCUUCAUUCAAGCUUGUCAGGGCGAUAAACUCGACGGUGGAAUCUCCCUUAAAGAACGAACCGAAACUGAUGGAAUGCCUAACAGUACAUUCCGUAUUCCAAGCCACGCAGAUUUUCUAAUUGCUUAUUCCACUAUUCCAGGUUUUUAUUCCUGGAGGAAUACAACUCGUGGCUCUUGGUUUAUGCAAGCUUUAUGCACGGAAUUCCGUGAAAAUGGCAAUCGUUACGAUCUCUUGACAUUAUUAACAUUUGUCUGUCAGCGUGUUGCAAUGGAUUUCGAGUCAAAUACACCAGACAAUGAGAAUAUGCAUCAACAAAAACAAAUUCCAUGCAUUACUUCAAUGCUCACUCGAUUGGUGAAAUUCCCACAAAAACCAACAAAUGGAAUUGGUUCAUAAAUUCUAAAAUUAUUCAAUAUAUUUUCAUUUAAAACAAAAUUGAUUGGAAUUGAAUCAAUAUUUUUUUCUCUAAUUUCACAGUGGCAUGAAAAUAAUUCGAUUUUUUAUUUUUUUUGGAGAAAGAAGAAAAAAUUUGGUAAUCUUUUAUUUACUUCAAAUAUUGCUAUAAUUAUUAGAAGAAAUUCUUUUUUAAAGGAAUUUUUUUCCUUAUUUCAAAUUGCGACAAAUAUCUAAAUGUGAAAGUAAAUAACUUAUAAAACUAAAAUUUAAACCUUCUUGGUUAAAUAUUAUAAAAGUAUACCAUUGUCUUUCAUCUUCAUUGAAGAAGAAUAAAAAUAUUAAAAAAUACAAGAACAAAAUAGAGUAAAAAUAGAAAAUCUGAGAAAAUCUUCUCUAGAAAUUUACCGAAUUAUUUUGCGCUUUCAAUGUCUGUAUUGCCAUAAGAUUAAAUAUCUAUUAUAUAUGCAAUUUUAUAUAUAUAUAUAAAAAUUUAAAAAAAAAAAUUUUAAUAAUUGUAAUUGACUUAUAUUCCGUAACUAAAUUGAAAAUCUUGAAAAGCGGAUAGAAGGGAAUUAAAUUAAAAAAUAACUACAUAUUCUUAAUCCUCUUAAUAUUAAAAAAAAAAUAAAAUAGUGCAAUUAUAAUGUCAAUUUUACCCAAUACUCUUAAAUUGUGAUUUUCCUAAACCGUGUAGUAAGAUUUUUUAUUACUAUACUUUUUUUUCCUUAUACCAUUUGUAAUUUUUCAAAGUUUUGCAUUUAUAACUUUUGUACAACGAAGGCAUUUAGAAAAAUUUAUUAUUGUGAAUAAGAGUUGAAUCUACUUAAAUGUUUUGCUCAGAAAAAAGCCGUAUGGUGCUUUAUAAUGAUUUAAGUUAGUUAAUCAUUUUUAUGUUAAAUAGAUUAUAGAAGUACUACUUCAAAGUUGAUAUGAAAAAUUUCUAUUUCUAUAUUUAAAAAAGUUUUUACUUGAUUUAUGAUUAAAAUUCUACGGCUAUUUGACCACAGGGAACAAAGAGACCACUAAAAAAAAUUAAUUUCUAAUCAUCUCAAGUCAAAAACAUUUAUAAAUAUAGUUUAUAAUUUUUCUCGGCGUAAGAUACCUUUCAUCGAACAGCGUUAUUAUACAUAUAUAUUGUGAGAAAAUGCAAUAGAAAAAGAUUUCAUUUAAAAUUUUUGAUAAAAAUGUUUAUACUUUUUGAUGGAAAAUAUUUACAAUAAUGGCAUAUUUUUGCGAUUGCCAAAGGCUCUUUAAAACUAGACGUAGAAUUUGAAUGUGAUGCAAAAUACAUUUUUUAGAUGAAUAUAUAUUUAGGAUCUAAAAACAUCAAAGCGAAGUCGUGAUCUUUUUUAUGGAAAAAAAAUUAAUGAAUGUAUUUUAGCUCAACGUAGUACUUUUUAUAGAAUCCAAAUACAUACUCGUUGUAUAAAA
Messenger RNA from Leptopilina heterotoma, 2465 nucleotides. Its product is annotated as caspase-1-like. The record is from RefSeq and is a predicted model, not a curated record. The transcript has 4 exons. The coding region runs from base 129 to 1034 and encodes 301 amino acids. Gene Ontology annotation, biological process: proteolysis; apoptotic process. NCBI's taxonomy places the organism in Eukaryota, Metazoa, Arthropoda, Insecta, Hymenoptera, Figitidae. Gene Ontology annotation, cellular component: cytoplasm.